Ilex paraguariensis (yerba mate) is the source of this 228-nucleotide messenger RNA. The record is from the annotation of a GenBank genome assembly. Lineage: Eukaryota; Viridiplantae; Streptophyta; Magnoliopsida; Aquifoliales; Aquifoliaceae.
GCUGGAAAACAAAGUAGAAAGAAGAAUGGAAGUAGAAGAGUGGGUGAUCACUUUGACUUUUCCAAAUGGAAAGCGAUUUCAAAGAGGAACCCAAUCUCUAGGGAUCUAUGCAUUUCUACCAACAGAGAUGAUGACGAUCUUUCCUUUCAUAAUUCAGGAAGAUUUUCUUCUAGCUUCGUCCAAGGAGACAAUUCUCUUGGACAACAAAUGGAACCAAGGGAUUCUUGA